GUAGGGACUGAAAUUAAGUAGUUCUGAAGCAAGGAUAUUAGAGAAUGUUCGUUCACUUGGUUGCCUCCCGUACCAAAGAGUGAAGUAGCCCAGCCGUCACAUUUGUUAUUGGUCCCUAUCAGCAGCAGCAGGAGGCGGGUCCGUCCCUCAUUAUGUUGGUCCUUGUGCUUGGAGAUCUCCACAUUCCCCACCGGGUCAGUUCACUGCCGGCAAAAUUCAAGAAGCUGCUGGUGCCGGGACGUAUCCAACACAUUCUGUGCACUGGCAACCUGUGCACCAAGGAGAGCUAUGACUACCUCAAGACCUUGGCUGCCGAUGUCCAUGUUGUGCGUGGCGACUUUGAUGAGACGAGCUAUCCUGAGCAGAAGGUGGUCACAGUGGGACAGUUUCGGAUUGGCAUGUGUCACGGCCACCAGGUAGUGCCGUGGGGAGACCCUGCAGCACUCUCCCUCAUAGCACGGCAGUUGGAUGCAGACAUCCUCAUCUCUGGUCACACUCACAAGUUUGAAGCGUUUGAAGCAGAGUCAAGAUUCUUCAUCAAUCCUGGCUCAGUGACGGGAUCAUACAGUGCACUUGACGGAGAGAUCACGCCCUCCUUUGUGCUAAUGGACAUCCAGAGCUCCACUGUGGUGACCUAUGUGUACCAGCUCAUUGGUGAUGAAGUCAAAGUAGAGAGAAUAGAAUAUAAAAAAGUAAACUAAAUGUGUGAAAUGAUAGUAAGUGUUUAAAUAAGAGACAGUUAUUUUCUUCUAUAGUUAAAAGGCUUUGGUAAUUUGCUAUUUUAUGUGAAAGUAAUGUUGAUAUAAUUGAAGUACAUUGACUCACAAAUCAAAGUUACAAGAGCACUUUCACGUAUUGUUCAGAGGAUUCCACAUGUUAAAGAAGUAAUGUCAGGGUUUUUUUAAGCAUAAUGUCAGGGUUUUCUUUAAGUAUGCUUACAAAAUCAAUGUUGAAUUGUAUAAGAGUUUGUCGUUGUGGUACUUGAAGGCAGUAGAAUCACUAUCUCUGCUGCCAAACUUGAAGGCAGUAGAAUCACUCUCUGCUGCCAAAAUGAUCUUAGGUUCUCAGGCUCAGCCAGAAAUGUACUGUUAUCAAAACGGCUACCUCUUAAAUCUACAAUACUACAUUGUCUCUAACACUUACACACACCAUAUACAUUGUCUCUAACACUUACACACACACACAUCAUAUACAUUGUCUCUAACACUUACACACAGUUUAGAAAUAUAUAGCACUUACAAACACAAUAAUCUUGCAAUUCAUAUAUGAAACUUGACCUCGGACAAUAAGUUAGCCAUUUGUUGCUCAGAAAACUGAUUUCCACACAUUUUCAUGAGUCCUUUCACCUUCAGUACAGGCUUCUAUUUAGAUCUGAGGAUAUUUGUAUCCCUCUGCAUUAUAUUAAUAUGACAAAGUACCAAAACAUUGUAUAGAUUUGGCAAUAAUUGAACACUUUUGUCAUUCCUCAGUCUGUUGUCAGUUGUUGUGGAUGCAAUGAUUUGUAGAUCACAUGUUUUCAUCCCCAGUCACUUUUCACCACAGCACUACACAAGUUUAACUUCAAUGCAAUGCUUCUUCAGAAACUUUGUGUUCUCCUCAAGUAACACAAUGAGCAGGAUGUCCACUGUUAUCAGCCUCAGUGGGUGGAGGUCGUGAUUCUACUGUAAUUACAGUAUAAAUUUGGAAAAAUUGCUAAAGAUACUGCAGUCAGUAAUGAUUUCAUGGUUUGAGCUGUCAGAAUUAUUUUCCAUUAAAUGUAUGACUUAAUAAUAGUCAUCAGUGAAGCUGUAUUUAUCGGAAUGAAAAGAUCUGGUGUUUUUGUACAGGUAUACAUAGCUAAGUACACAGGUAAAGGAUGAGGUACGUCCUGUACACACACAAUGUGAUUAUGUCUGAUCCCAGUCCUGAAUUAUGGAAGAUAGUCAUUAUUUACAUGAAUUCCAUGGCUAAGCAUUUCCAUAUUUUGAUAGUGUAACAUUUUACAAUUUAGUGUAACAUUUUACUAUUUAAGUUAUGAGUUUGAGUAUUGUUAGUGAUCUUGGUGCAUGUAGCUACAGUAUUCUGUUAUGCUGGACUGUUGAAUUUGUUUGUUGAUUACAACAACUGAUAUGCAGUAUAGAGUGGACUGUGCCAGUGUGCACUGAUGGUGUAGAGUGCUUCCCCUUUGUAUGGGAAAGGGGAAGUAAUAUAUGGAGAUUGGAUCCAGAUAUAUGGAAAUACUUUAUAGAAAUUUAACAGAUUUUACAAUAAUUAUAAAGAAUUGUUUAAUAGAAUGAUGUUUGUGCCAUACCAGUCAACACAUCAAGGAGUGGUUUGAUGACUGUGUGGAUAGUUACUUACAUCAAAGUGACCAACAAACAGUCUUUCCUCGGAAGUUUAUGGUCUGUGUUAUGGGGAACAUCCAGCUGAUGUCAGUUAUGCCUUUGUUGACAAUGCAUUAACAUGUUUCACUUGGUGCAGCUUGUCUAAGAACAAAGAAGGAAAUUGCAGUGAGAAGUAGUCAUGAUACAGUGCAUAACACAGUUUGAUUCUGUUUGGGAUGAGACCUCAGCUCAAGAGGCUGCUGUUUUUUACCUAUAUUUAAAGAGUGGCUCUUAUUUGUGCAUGUUUUAAGCUUCUUGAUAUUUUAAAAACAAGGUAUUGAUAAUAUACUACACACAAUGAUUAAUUUCCUUGUAUCUGAGGGUAUAUUUUCACAAAUGCAUUUAUGUAACUGAACUGACAAGGCUGUAGAUAACUUUUCCCGAGUCAGUGAACCUUUCCUUGAUGUGUGAAAUUGUAUGAAUAUACUGAACAACUGUUUUUGUC
This is a messenger RNA of Portunus trituberculatus (swimming crab), 2808 nucleotides long. It is a transcript of the gene Vps29, whose product is annotated as vacuolar protein sorting-associated protein 29. The record is from RefSeq and is a predicted model, not a curated record. Lineage: Eukaryota; Metazoa; Arthropoda; Malacostraca; Decapoda; Portunidae. The transcript is spliced from 4 exons. Gene Ontology annotation, cellular component: retromer complex; endosome. Gene Ontology annotation, biological process: intracellular protein transport; retrograde transport, endosome to Golgi. Bases 153 to 701 code for a protein of 182 amino acids.